Messenger RNA from Cariama cristata (Red-legged seriema), 1236 nucleotides. It is a transcript of the gene GLT1D1, whose product is annotated as glycosyltransferase 1 domain containing 1. NCBI's taxonomy places the organism in Eukaryota, Metazoa, Chordata, Aves, Cariamiformes, Cariamidae. The record is from RefSeq and is a predicted model, not a curated record. The annotation marks the transcript as partial. The transcript is spliced from 11 exons. Gene Ontology annotation, molecular function: glycosyltransferase activity.
GAAUCAUCUACAUGCUGCAGGUCAUAUCUGUGUUCUUAAAGAUGCUUUCAUGUAUGAAAGUCCAACUGAAAUAGCAAAUCUAACUUCCACAGACAAGUUUGAUGCAGCCUUGGCCAUUCAUCUUUAUAAAGGAGGCAGACUUCUGCAAGGUAGCAGAAUUCCUUUUGGAAUCAUCUUUGGUGGGACAGAUGUAAAUGAAGAUACCAAAUGCAAAGAGAAACACCGGGUAAUGGGAGCAGUGCUAGGAGAAGCCAGGUUUGCAGUGGCUUUCACAAUGAAAAUGAAGGAGCUGGCAGCAGCAGAGUGGCCAGAUGCUAGGAAGAAAAUAUAUGUCCAGACUCAAGGAAUUAAGACUACACCCAGUGAAACAUUUGACUGGUAUAGAUUUCUACAAAACGCAGACAUUCCUACAGAUACAGGCAGUUUACGUGUGUUUCUUUUGAUAUGCGGACUUCGAAGAGUCAAAGACCCUCUGUAUUUAGUAGAUAUAUUUUCAGAUUGGCACAGAAAGGAUCCCAGUGUCCAUCUGGGCAUAAUUGGACCUGCAGUUGAUCCACUUUUUACAAGUGAAGUUAAGGAAAAAGUUAAAAGGGCAUCUGGAGUACAUUUAUUACAGGAGAUGCCACAAGAUGAUCUUCAUGCUGCUAUGAAAAGGUGCUUUGCUGUGGUGAAUAGCUCCAUUUCAGAGGGGAUGUCUGCUGCAAUUCUGGAGGCAAUGGAUUUAGAUACUCCAGUGCUGGCAAGGAACAUUCCUGGGAAUGCAGCAAUAAUAAAACAUAAGGAAACAGGAUUGCUAUUUUCAAAUCCCCAGGAGUUUGUUGUGCUAUCCAAGAGUUUGAUGAAUGACCCCAUUAUGGAAAGAGAAAUUGUAACAAAGGCCAAAGACCAUGUGAAAAAACAUCAUUCAUGGGAAAGUGAAAGAAAAGCCUAUCAGAAUCUUGUCCUAAGACUCCAGUGAAUUGCAAGACUCCAGUUGAUACCCAACAGUCUAUGUAAAGCACUUUAAUGAUGGAUAUGUAAUUAGAUUUGGGCUUCUUUUUAGAAGAGAUAGAAAGACAUUCUUAAUAAUAAGAGUUAUUACUCUAUUCAAACAUACCAACAUCAUAGAAGUUGCCUGCUGCUUCAAACUAUCAAAUUUAUCUAAUUCAGCACACUGUCUCUAGUGUACCAAUUCAUCGCAGACCAGCAUCAUUUUGUAAGAUCACAUAGGAGAAAUACACUCCUUGAGCAGACACA